This is a messenger RNA of Hypomesus transpacificus, 2104 nucleotides long. It is a transcript of the gene snx10a, whose product is annotated as sorting nexin 10a. The record is from RefSeq and is a predicted model, not a curated record. The coding region runs from base 927 to 1595 and encodes 222 amino acids. The transcript has 7 exons. Lineage: Eukaryota; Metazoa; Chordata; Actinopteri; Osmeriformes; Osmeridae. Gene Ontology annotation, biological process: intracellular protein transport. Gene Ontology annotation, molecular function: phosphatidylinositol binding.
UAUUAAAAAUAGACUUGUAAGUAGAGCAUUAACUAUUGUAGAUAAUACAUGUCGAUAGAAAAGAGUAAAUACAACUUACGAUACAGGCUUCGACACAUGACACAUUAUCUAUCAGCAUCACAUAUUUUAAAGUGGCUUGUUAGCCUACUUCUAAAUAAUAAAUGUCCUGCUUUUUGUCACAGCGGCACAUUAAAGUUUGUGAAGUUUAUUUAGGAAAUAGUUUCGGUGAACUAUUUUGAGAUGGUCUCCAAUUUUAAACUCUCACAUGCAUAUCUUCAACCAGAUAAAAACGGUAUUCAGGGCCGUCAAUUUGAAUAGGUCCAAGAGGCAGCUAAACAAUGUCGUCGAUCUUUUUGGUCUUCAUGACACCCUUCUUUCAGUCAGUUAACAUCUGUUAUCCAUUCUGUCAUUCAAGCAAGUUUUGGAUGUGUAGCCUGACGUCAACCAUGAUCCACAUCCACUUCGAUUAACGGGGACGAGUAUAGAGGCACAGAGAGCGCGCCGCGUUGCACACAGCCUACAGUGAAUUGUAGAGAAGUCUUCAGUGAAUAGCGGAGCCACUGGGAAACCCACGCUGCAAUCAAGUCCGCUCGAACAGCAGCUGGUUUACAACAAAAAAGCAAUCUCCAGGAACAGCACAUGAGGUGAGUUUUUAAAUGAGGAAUGAAUAUACAUGUUAGACAUAACAUGUAUAACUUUUAUAAAUGUUAGGAAGCCUCUCGCUCUAAAAUUUUUUGAAUUAAAUUCCUUAUGUCAAAACAAAAUACAUAUUCUGGCUCAGCUGUAGGCUAAGUCUACAAUCAUUUAGCUGAAAUUCAAAACAGUCUGUUUAUAAGAAUCAUUGCCAGUUAAACAUAAUAUAUUUGGCUGUGAGUUUCUAAGGAGCAGGCUCCAGAUCCAGUCAAAUUAAGGUUCCAUUGUUCACUAUGGAUGGCAUUGACAGUCUGACAAAAACGGAUUUUGUCAGCAUUUGGGUUCGUGAUCCCAAGCUACACAAAGAGGAUUUCUGGCACACGCACGUAGACUAUGAGAUCUCUUUACAUACCAAUAGCAUGUGUUUUAGGAAGAAGACUUCUUGUGUGAGGAGGAGGUACAGCGAAUUUGUUUGGCUCAGACAGCGUCUGCAAGACAACGCUCUGAUCAUAGAACUACCCAAACUGCCUCCCUGGAACCCUUUUUUCAGUUUCAGCAACCCCAUACAGGUCAGCCAGAGGAUGAAGGGCAUGCAGGAGUUUCUAGAGCUUGUUCUUCAAACGCCACUCCUGCUGUCUGACAGCCGCCUGCACUUGUUCCUGCAGUCCCAGCUUAGCAUGGCCAAGAUGGAGGCCUGCGCCCGGGGCCAGACACGCUACACGGUGGCAGAGGCCAUCCAGAAAUGGAUGGACUGUCACACCCCUCACUGCCCUGCACAGGAGGUGGAAAAGGCCUUCUGCGAUUCCACUUGUGAAAGCACAACAUCAUCAGGUCUUGGUCACAGCAUGGACAACCUUCAGAGCAGCAGUUCUCCAGUGGACUGUGAUCCGAGCACCACAGAAGCAACGCUCUUUAGCUGCCUGUCAAAGUCUCCGUGCCACCAUGACGUCAUUCAUCCCUGACUAUAACCGUGCGCACACAAAUGCAUGCACAUGGGUAUCCAGCGCACACUUUUCUUCAGAUACCCUGAACAAAGUCUCCUGUAUGUGAUUUGCGUGUGUUAGCUCAAAAGACUACAAGUAGCUACUUGUGCAAGUUGAGUAAUUUGAGUCCUGGAGUUUUCAGAAGACACUGCUGAAGGACAGACAUUUUAACUUAGUUACUGUUUGUUAGUAUACAUUUCCCCCAGAUCUUACUUAAUGAAAUGGCUGAUACAUUUAGUAAUAAUAGGUCUUAAUGAAUGAAGAAUAAUUCAAAUGUUAUGGAAUGGUGAGGUGCUAGGAUAAAUCCUUGUCUGUUUAAUGUUAUAAAGAAAUAGGCCUGUUCCUGUUUAAAAAAAGAAUCCAAUUUUAUCAUGAAUACCUAUGUUAACCUGCAGAGCAGCAAUACUGGGAAAUAUUCUUAAAUAUUACUUUGUUUGUAUUUUUAUGUUAUAAAGCAAAGGGACACAAGGACAAUGUUGUAGCUGGGC